AUGGCUGCGAAGAGCUCUGCAAUGCUUGCCUUCUUCCUCUCACUCAACCUCCUCUUCUUUUCCCUGUCUAGUGCUUCGACCUUGCCUAAGCCUAUCCCAAUCCCUUUGGUUGGCAGCCCUAGUGGCAGCCCUUCAGGUGACACUUGCCCUAUUGAUACCCUAAAGCUAGGCGUCUGUGCCAACCUGCUGGGCGGCCUCAUUAACGUUACGAUGGGGACCCCUCCAAAUCAACCAUGCUGCUCUCUCAUCCAGGGGCUCCUUGACCUAGAGGCUGCCGUUUGCCUCUGCACUGCGAUCAAAGCGAACGUGCUUGGUAUCAAUCUCAAUGUCCAGGUCUCUCUCAGCUUGCUCCUCAACGAUUGCGGGAAGAGUCUCCCUGUGGGUUUCCAAUGUGCUUAAGCAGUAAAUGCGUAGUAAGGCUUUAAAGGAUGAAUAAAAUAUUGUGCGUCACAAAUUGAAGCGGGUUUAAUAAGCUUGGUUUUCCCAAGUCAACAGUGCUUUUGUCUGAGUAUAUUGUGUGGUGUUGGUCAUAGUCUAUUCAGUAAAUAAAACUUCGUCGGAACACGAUGUGAUAGUGUCAUUUGCAAUUACGACUGUAAAAGAUAAAGUGGUCGU
Molecule: messenger RNA, 615 nt
Organism: Punica granatum (pomegranate)
Lineage: Eukaryota; Viridiplantae; Streptophyta; Magnoliopsida; Myrtales; Lythraceae
Source: RefSeq, a predicted model, not a curated record